Messenger RNA from Bipolaris zeicola 26-R-13, 1893 nucleotides. RefSeq lists its product as uncharacterized. Lineage: Eukaryota; Fungi; Ascomycota; Dothideomycetes; Pleosporales; Pleosporaceae. The record is from RefSeq and is a predicted model, not a curated record. The coding region runs from base 1 to 1893 and encodes 630 amino acids. Gene Ontology annotation, cellular component: cytosol. Gene Ontology annotation, molecular function: FMN binding; NADPH-hemoprotein reductase activity; flavin adenine dinucleotide binding. The transcript has 4 exons.
AUGCCCGCCCUGCAGCAACCACGUCGCGCGCUGGUCGUCUACGGCUCCGAGACAGGCAAUGCCCAAGAUGUGGCCGAGGAAAUGGGGAGGAUCGCUGAACGCCUACGGUUCGACACCGACGUUGCUGAGCUGAACGCCAUCAGUCUUAAACAAUUGUUGCAGCAUGAUGUUGUUUUGAUUGCAAUCUCCACCACGGGCCAGGGUGAUCUGCCCCCAAACAGUCAGAAAUUCUGGAGAGCCAUUAGAAGCGCUCGCUUACGCCCAGGAUGUCUGUAUCAGAUGAAGUUUGCCUCGUUUGGCCUGGGAGACACAUCGUAUCCCAAAUAUAACUGGGCCCAUCGUAAACUCUAUAAUCGCCUCAUUCAACUCGGAGCCCAGGCGAUAUGUGACCGUGGUGAAUCUGAUGAACAGCAUCCAGAGGGUAUCGAUGGCUCAUUCCUUCCCUGGUCUACCAAACUUCGGCAACACCUCCUGGAAACGUAUCCUCUUCCAGACGGCGCUGAACCAAUACCGGACAAUGUUCUCCUAGACCCCAAAUGGCUACUUGAAAUUGCUGAUGAGACGUCAACACCUUCAACCAAGCCUGAAGCAAAAGAAGACUCACCUGACAUUCCUCCAUCAGACCUCCUCAAGGUUCCUGGUGGCUUGACUGCAAAGGUUACGAGCAAUGAACGUGUUACUCCCACCACACACUGGCAAGAUGUCCGACAUCUCAAGUUUGAAAUACCAGAAGUUCGCUCCUACGUCCCAGGCGAUGUCCUCACCAUAUACCCCAAGAAUUUUCCUUCGGACGUCUCCCAUUUUCUAGAAUGCAUGGAUUGGACCUCGAUCGCUGAUGUCCCUCUACGCUUCAUUCCAUCCUCACCAGCUACUUCACCAACUGCAAGUCUUCCAAUUCGGACCUUGGAUCCCAACAGUACAGUAACUCUGCGCCAACUUCUCACCAAUCACCUUGACAUCAUAUCAAUCCCCCGCCGCUCCUUCUUCGCCCAACUUGCCCACUACACCACCGACGAAUUCCACAAAGAGCGUCUCAUCGAGUUCACAGAUCCCCAGUAUAUCGACGAGCUCUACGAUUACACGACGCGUCCACGCCGAAGCAUCCUGGAAGUCUUGCAGGAGUUUGAAUCUGUGAGAAUACCAUGGCAGCGCGUGUGUAGCAUCAUCCCUGUAUUGCGGGGAAGACAGUUUAGCAUUGCCAGUGCGAUGAACCCAACAGCAGAAUUGGAGAAAAAAACCCAGAUCGAGCUUUUGAUUGCAAUUGUCAAAUAUAAGACGGUCAUCAAAAGAAUCAGGCAGGGCGUAGCAACGAGAUAUAUCGCUUCUCUUACACCUGACCAAGAGAUUACCGUUACACUUUCGCAGGGAGGCCUCGGCGUGAGCAAGGAGGAGCUACAAAAACCCAUCGUCAUGGUCGGGCCCGGAACAGGCGUAGCACCGAUGCGAUCGUUAAUCCACCAACGCAUGUUGUGGCGGGAAGAAUUGAAACAAGCGCAGAAUGGACACUUGCAAGACCAGGUGCAAGAUCAAGCAAAAGAUUUACUAUUCUUUGGCUGCAGAAACGCAGAGUCAGACUACUUUUUCAAGGACGAAUGGGAGAAGUUGCAAUCCAAUGGCGUCCCACUAACCGUUUUUGCAGCCUUUUCUCGAGACCAACGGCAAAAAGUCUAUGUGCAAGAUCUCAUCCGCCAGCAAUCUGCCCUCAUCUUCUCGCACCUCUACCACAAGUCUGGUAUUAUAUAUGUUUGUGGCUCUUCGGGUAAGAUGCCUCAAGCAAUCCGCGAGGCACUCAUUGAAGGGUUCCAAGAGCAUGGAAACUUGGAUAGAGAAGGAGCAGAGGCGUACUUGGUAGGAAUGGAAAAGGCUGGACGUUAUAGGCAGGAGACGUGGUAG